AUGAUUCGUGCGUCCCUCAUCUUCGCUGCGGUUCUGUUUGCCCUCGCGGCUUGUGCCCCUCAUGCCGACGCCACCUACGGCGUUGACGUCUCCUCCUCGGUGUCGCCUGCCGCGUGGACGUGCCUCCGCAACAACGGCUUCAGCUUCGGCGUCGUGCGUGCCUACGAGGCCGUCGGUCUGCCUGACUCCCGCGCUGCCUCCACCGUGGCGAACGCGUGGGCGGGCGGCAUGUCGCACGUCGACGUCUACAUGUUCCCGUGCCCGCACUGCGGCAAGUCGGCCUCGACUCAGGUCGACGAGCUCGUGAGCUACCUGCGCUCCCACGGCGUCAAGUUCGGCAUGAUCUGGUUCGAUAUCGAGGGUCCGCAGUACUGGCGCGACCAGGGCUUCAACCGGGCGUUCUUGUCGGAGGCCAUCAACAAGGCGUUGGCCUAUGGCGAGAGGAUCGGCAUCUACACGUCGGCUUCGCAGUGGGAGCCCAUCAUGGGCAACUGGGCCGGUGGCGCUCGCUUCCCCCUGUGGUACGCGCACUACGACAACAACCCCUCGUUCAGCGACUUCAGGUCGUUCGGCGGCUGGUCCAGGCCCGCCAUCAAGCAGUACCACGGCACCGCCUACGAGUGCGGCGCCGGCAUUGACAAGAACUGCGCGUGGUCACUACCCCUCCUCGUCGCGGCCGUCCUCCUGGCCAUCGCCUGCGGUGCCCACAAGGCCGAUGCCACCUACGGCGUCGACGUCUCCUCCUCGGUGACGCCUGCCGGGUGGACGUGCCUCCGCAACAACGGCUUCAGCUUCGGUAUCGUGCGUGCCUACGAGUCCAUCGGUCAGCCUGACUCGCGUGCGGCCGCGACCGUGGCGAACGCGUGGGCGGGCGGCAUGGCGCACGUCGACGUCUACAUGUUCCCGUGCCCGACCUGCGGCAAGUCUGCCUCGAACCAGGUCGACGAGCUCGUGAGCUACCUGCGCUCCAACGGCGUGAGGUACGGCAUGGUGUGGUUCGACAUCGAGGGUCCGCAGUACUGGCGCGACCAGGGCUUCAACAGGGCGUUCUUGUCGGAGGCCAUCAACAGGGCGCUGGGCUAUGGCAUCAACAUCGGCAUCUACACGUCGGCUUCGCAGUGGAACCCCAUCAUGGGCAACUGGGCCGGUGGCGCUCGCUUCCCCCUGUGGUACGCGCACUACGAUGGCAGCGCCUCGUUCGGCGACUUCGGCUCGUUCGGCGGCUGGUCCAGGCCCGCCAUCAAGCAGUACGUCGGCGACGCCUCCGAGUGCGGUGUCGGCAUUGACAAGAAUUGGAUGACCGGCGCGCGGUCACUACCCCUUCUCGUUGCGGCCGUCCUCCUGGCCUUCGCCUGCGGUGCCCACAAGGCCGAUGCCACCUACGGCGUCGACGUCUCCUCCUCGGUCAGUACGGCGGGGUGGUCGUGCCUCCACCAAAAUGGCUUCAGCUUCGGUAUCGUGCGUGCCUACCAGUCGUUUGGUCAGCCCGACUCGCGUGCUGCGGCCUCGGUGGCGAACGCGUGGGCGGGCGGCAUGGCCCACGUCGACGUCUACAUGUUCCCGUGCCCCCGCUGCGGCAAGUCGGCUUCUACUCAAGUAGACGAGCUCGUCCACUACCUGCGCUCCAACGGAGUUAGAUACGGCAUGGUGUGGCUCGACAUCGAAGGCGCCGGCUACUGGCGCGACCAGGGCUUCAACCGGGGCUUCUUGUCGGAGGCCAUCAACAGGGCGCUGGGCCACGGUCUCCACAUCGGCAUCUACACGUCGGCUUCGCAGUGGAACCCCAUCAUGGGCAACUGGGCCGGCGCCGCUCGCUUCCCCCUGUGGUACGCGCACUACGACAACAGCCCCUCGUUCAGCGACUUCAGGUCGUUCGGCGGCUGGACCAGGCCCGCCAUCAAGCAGUAUGUGGGUGACGCUUCCUUGUGCGGCAUCGGCGUCGAUAAGAACUGGUACCCGUGA
This is a messenger RNA of Acanthamoeba castellanii str. Neff, 1962 nucleotides long. RefSeq names its product glycosyl hydrolases family 25 subfamily protein. The record is from RefSeq and is a predicted model, not a curated record. Bases 1 to 1962 code for a protein of 653 amino acids. Gene Ontology annotation, biological process: peptidoglycan catabolic process; cell wall macromolecule catabolic process; signal transduction. Gene Ontology annotation, molecular function: lysozyme activity. The transcript is spliced from 13 exons. Lineage: Eukaryota; Discosea; Longamoebia; Acanthamoebidae.